Messenger RNA from Colletotrichum siamense, 258 nucleotides. RefSeq lists its product as uncharacterized. Lineage: Eukaryota; Fungi; Ascomycota; Sordariomycetes; Glomerellales; Glomerellaceae. The record is from RefSeq and is a predicted model, not a curated record. The transcript has 2 exons. The coding region runs from base 1 to 258 and encodes 85 amino acids.
AUGUCAGGGUCCAAGUACGGCGCUUCUUCUUCUAGACACCAGCAGUCAUCGUACAGCAUGUCUUCCAACACUGGAGGGCGCACAUCGAGCAGCUCAUCCAGUCAGACACGCUACACCUCCUACGCUUCAUCGUCCAGCCCCUCGGACAGAUUCUACGCCACCGGGCAGCCUACAGGCAGAUCAUCUCAGUCAAUGGCCGGCCAGAUGGCUGCGUGGGACCGACAGUGGAGCAGUGCCAGCAGUGGUGGUCGUCGUUGA